CUCUCUCUCUCUCUGUUAACUCUUUGGUUCUAUCACACACACAACGGUGUUGGGGAGAAUCACAUUAAUCGGUGGAGGAGAACGAGAACGGGUAACAGAUGAAAAGAAUGGUUUGGUCUCGAGAAAACGCUGUCGAUGGUUGCUUAGACACUCUCAAACCGCUUGCCCGGGACAGUGGAAGAAGAAGAAGAAGAAGAAGAAAUGAUGGUCAUCCAUCAGCGGAACCUGCGAGCGACGAGUUCGUAUCGGCCCUGGCGGCCGGCAUGGGUGCCAAGCUAAUAGUAGAAGUCUCACCGGAGGCAUCCCAAUCCACGGGAGCCCUCGCCGCUGCAGCUCGACAAACCGGAGGCAGACUCGUCUGCAUCAUCCCGGAGGAGGUGUCGCUCGCUCCCACGAAGGAUGUCGUCGAGGAGUUCGGCGUGGACGACGCGGUGGAGUUCAAGGUGGGCGACCCGUAUCACGAGCACAUCGACUGCUCUUUGGUGGGCUGCAAGUCCGACCCGUACGCAGGCCUGCUCGAGCUGCUCCACGUCAACCCGAGAAGUUCGGUGGCGAUCGCUAACUGUCUGCGGGGAGGGAAGGAGGGGCCGAUAGGCGAAGAAGGGAUGGAGGUGACGAUGAUAGGGAAGAUUGAGGAGGUGGGAAGGACGGGGACGACGGCAGGCGGCGUGGAACGGCGGAAGAGCGCUAAGGGAUCAGGGCGGAGGAGGCCGGGCAGCAAAAGCAGAUGGGUGAGGAAGAUCGAUGAGAGGGGAGAGGAGCACUUCUUUAGGUUACCCAUUUCCCUCGAACCUGUGCGCGUCUCGGGUGGCGGCAGAAGUGGGUGAUGCGGCCGAGAAGAAGAUGAUGACGGUGAUGAGCCAUGAGGUACUACUACUGGAUGAUCUCUCGUGUGCCUAAUGCUGCACCACUUACCUCAUGGAAAUCUCAUCAUAUCAACAGCUCUCGUUCGUCGUAUCACCUCAUGUUGGAUCUGAUCCUCGAGGGUUUCUUAUGCUAUGGGUUGUGAUCAUACAAAGAGUGGAUAUCUGAACCACGAGAGAUGAACAUUAUAAAUUCCGCGUCGACUGUGUCGUCCGAUGAUGGCGAUCUCUCUUUGCUGAUAGAAUUCUACAAGAACUGAAGAGGUGCUGAAACCAUUUGUAUCUUCCCAAGUACGACUACCAUGUUGAUUAUUUGUUAUUGUUAUUAUUAUUAUUAUUAUUUCAAAUUAGAGUAUUUGAGGUUA
Musa acuminata subsp. malaccensis (wild Malaysian banana) is the source of this 1228-nucleotide messenger RNA. NCBI's taxonomy places the organism in Eukaryota, Viridiplantae, Streptophyta, Magnoliopsida, Zingiberales, Musaceae. The record is from RefSeq and is a predicted model, not a curated record.